Leptosomus discolor (cuckoo roller) is the source of this 451-nucleotide messenger RNA. Its product is annotated as hemoglobin subunit beta. Gene Ontology annotation, cellular component: haptoglobin-hemoglobin complex; hemoglobin complex; blood microparticle. The record is from RefSeq and is a predicted model, not a curated record. Gene Ontology annotation, biological process: oxygen transport; hydrogen peroxide catabolic process. Lineage: Eukaryota; Metazoa; Chordata; Aves; Leptosomiformes; Leptosomidae. Gene Ontology annotation, molecular function: oxygen carrier activity; heme binding; haptoglobin binding.
CAACACCAUGGUGCACUGGACAGCCGAGGAGAAGCAGCUCAUCACUGGCGUCUGGAGCAAGGUCGAUGUGGCCACCACUGGUGCCGAGGCCCUGGCCAGGCUGCUGAUCGUCUACCCCUGGACCCAGAGGUUCUUCGCUAACUUCGGGAACCUCUCCAGCCCCACUGCCAUCAUGGGCAACCCCAUGGUCCGCGCCCACGGCAAGAAAGUGCUCACCUCCUUCGGGGAAGCCGUCAAGAACCUGGACAACAUCAAGAAAUGUUUUGCUCAGCUGAGCAAACUCCACUGCGACAAGCUGCAUGUGGACCCCGAGAACUUCAGGCUCCUGGGUGACAUCCUGAUCAUCGUCCUGGCUGCCCAUUUCAGCAAGGACUUCACUCCCGCCUGCCAGGCUGCCUGGCAGAAGAUGGUCCGUGUGGUGGCCCAUGCGCUGGCCCACGAGUACCACUGA